Molecule: messenger RNA, 907 nt
Organism: Linum trigynum
Lineage: Eukaryota; Viridiplantae; Streptophyta; Magnoliopsida; Malpighiales; Linaceae
Source: the annotation of a GenBank genome assembly
CAUGAGUUCACCGCCUGCAACGCAUAUAGAGCUCACCGCCAAGGCCGCUCACGAUGCUCACCACCCACGACGUUCAUCACCAUCAGUGCUCACUAGUUCUCAUAGCCAACGGCGCUCGCCGAUCAUGGCGCUCAGCUCCCUUAGUGUUCAUCACCGACGAAGCUCACCAAUCUUGUCCCCCAUGGCGCUCAUUGCCAAUAGCGCUCGCCGACAGCUCUCACCAGUUCUUACCGUCCUCGUCGCUCGUUGGUCUCGCCGCCCAUAUACUCUUCGCCGAUGGCGCUCACUGGUCUCGUCGCCCAUGGAGCUCAUCCUUGACGUUGCUCACCGAUCUCGUUGCCUGUGGUGCUUACCUCCCUCGGCGCUCACCGACGCUCACGGCGCCCACUCGACCACUGACUCUAGCCUUUUCCCUUACGUGGCACCCUUAUUGGGCCAUGACUUGCCACAUGGCGUGUGCGCCUAAACGUGGCACGGAAAUGCAUGACAUGUGACGAGCGGACACAUGAGGGGAUGAUACCUCCUUCGAAACGCGUCGACCCUAACCCACGACUCCGCCGCGUGUCCUCGGUUGUCCCCCGGAUGACUACUAUAAAAGGUGCCUCUCAUCUUCCAAGAAAGGUAAGCAACAAAGGCCCCGACAAACUCCCUUAAAGAGUCUGCUACUACUAGCGACUGGAGCUACCGCUCGCCCAGACACUCCUCUCAUACUCUAAGUCCUUAGCUUCAUUUUUCCCCUCAACUUACCACUCGAUACUGACUUGAGCGUUGGAGGGUGUCCCCGCCAAGAUCGGUCAGCGGGCCUUUUACAGAAGGUGGUGGGAUUCGGCGUCACGAGCGAAGAUUGUGGUGUAAGGUGGUUUGAAGCCUCUCUCGGUGCCUGUAGCAAGAAAUCUGACAUCGACGA